CUUACUUCCCUGUGAUGUUGUUGAAUGUUGAGCGAGACACGCACAGGCGCUACCGCGGCUCGCGCUGAUCAAUGAGAGCUCGUGCUUGGUCUCGAAACGACACACGGCGUUUAAUCGUAGCGGAUUAAUUUCCAAACAAGGGCAGAAAGUGUGUCUCCAUCAAUAUGGAUCAUCCAGUGUGGAUGCAUCUCUCGCUUGACUGACGAGCAAGAGGGAUGGGCCGUCUACAGGAAGAAUCUUAUUAGGUGGAGAAGACCCAACCCUCAAUCCUACAAGUCUCGAUCAUGAAACUCGACCCAUCCUGAACUCUGCCCGUACACAAACACCCAAACAUGGCCUCCGUAUACUUAUGGAAGCUGUCGUCCCAGAAGCUAGGCUUCUUCCUGGUGAGUUUCGGCUUCAUCUGGGGUAUGAUGCUGCUGCACUUCACCAUCCAGCAGAGGACGACGCACGAGAGCAGUGCCCAGCUACGCAUGCAGAUCCUCGACCUGAGCAAGCGCUACAUCAAAGCUCUGGCCGAGGAGAACCAGGGCGUGAUGGACGGACCUUACGUGGGGACCAUGACGGCAUACGACCUGAAGAAGACUCUCGCUGUGCUGCUGGACAACAUCAUGCUACGGCUGUCCAAGCUCGAGUCCAAAGUGGACACCAUCAUCGUCAUCAACGGUUCGGCCUCCAACCUGACCAAUGGCACGGCGGCUCCUGCGCCCAGCUCUCCCAAUGCCGAGAAGGUCAACGUGGCAGACCUGCUUAGUGGAGCACAGGAAAAGUGUGAGCUGCCACCUCUUGACGGCUUCCCGCACUGUGAGGGCAAAAUGAAGUGGAUGAAGGACAUGUGGCGUUCAGAUGCGUGCUAUGCAAAUUAUGGCGUGGACGGAACCAUGUGCAGCUUCUUCAUCUACCUGAGCGAGGUGGAGAACUGGUGUCCUCGUCUGCCGUGGAGGGGCAGCAACGCUAAUGACGAUUUUGAAAAACAGGGACGGCUGGAGAUCCGGACGAGUCUGGACGAGCUGUACCGCGUGAUGUCACGGCGUGAGGAGUUCCGCUGGAUGAUGUUGAGGAUCAAGCGGAUGGAGGAGCCGUGGCUCAGCGCCGUGCACUCCCUCAGUCUCAAACAAGACCUGCGCAACCGCAAGCGAAAGAAGAUCCUUGUGCAUCUGGGCCUGCUGACGAAGGAGUCUGGCUUCAAGAUAGCUGAGAAUGCGUUCAGCGGGGGUCCACUGGGAGAACUGGUGCAGUGGAGUGACCUCAUCACCACUUUAUACCUGCUGGGCCAUGACAUCCGCAUCUCAGCCUCCAUCGCAGAGCUUAAAGAGAUCAUGAGGAAGGUGAUGGGAAACAAGUCCAGCUGUCCCACGCAGGGUGAUAAAGUGGUGGAGCUCAUCUACAUCGACAUCGUGGGUCUGUCUCAAUUUAAGAAGACGCUAGGGCCCUCAUGGGUGCACUACCAGUGCAUGCUGCGAGUGUUGGACUCGUUCGGGACGGAGCCGGAGUUCAACCAUGCGCACUACGCUCAGUCUAAAGGCCACAAGACUCCGUGGGGCAAGUGGAACCUUAACCCUCAGCAAUUCAACACCAUGUUCCCUCACACUCCUGAUAACAGCUUCCUGGGCUUCGUGGUGGAGCAGCACCUGAACGCCAGCGACAUCAAGCACAUCGACGACGUCAAGCGGCAGAACCAGUCGCUCGUCUACGGGAAGGUCGAUAACUUCUGGAAGGAUAAAAAGAAGUACCUGGACAUCAUCCACUCCUACAUGGAGGUGCACGCAACCGUCCACGGGAGCAGCACUGUGCACUUACCCGGCUACGUCAAAAACCACGGCAUCCUCAGCGGGCGGGACUUACAGUUCCUGCUCCGGGAGACCAAACUGUUUGUAGGUUUGUCCUUCCCUUAUGAAGGCCCCGCCCCCCUGGAGGCUAUAGCCAAUGGCUGUGCGUUCCUGAACCCCAAGUUCAAUCCACCCAAGAGCAGCAAGAACACGGAUUUCUUCAAGGGCAAGCCCACUCUGAGAGAGCUGACUUCACAGCACCCGUAUGCUGAGGUGUACAUCGGCCAGCCUCACGUCUGGACUGUGGACAUUGAGAAUCCAGGAGAGGUGGACAGAGCCAUCAGAGCCAUCCUCAGUCAGAAGAUUGAGCCCUAUCUUCCGUAUGAGUUCACCUGUGAGGGGAUGCUGCAGAGGCUCAACUCCUUCAUCGAGAACCAGGAUUUCUGUCAUGGUCAGGUGAUGUGGCCUCCUCUCAGCGCUCUGCAGGUGAAGAUGGCUCCGGCAGGUAAAUCCUGUAAGCAGGUAUGUCAGGAGGAGCAGAUGAUCUGCGAGCCGUCCUUCUUCCAGCACCUGAACAAGGACAAGGACCUGGCCAGGUUCGGUGUAGAGUGCAGGACGGUGGAGAGUGUCGGGGACAUCGUGGUCCCUGCGUUCAGCGAGACAUCGCGUCACUGUGUGCUGCAGGCUGAUCUGCUGCUGUUCAGCUGUGCGGGCGCUCACUCUUCACUCCAGCGCAUCUGCCCCUGCAGGGACUACAUGAAGGGCCAGGUGGCCCUGUGCAAAGACUGCUUAUAACACACACACAUUCCAGUGUUUCCCCUUUAGCUCUGGGUCCGGGUCCCAUCGCUUUAGUGUCUGUUUUCCUAUAGAACUGAGUAAAUUUAUACUGUCCAUGUACAAUACCCAGAUGCUGACAUUUUAGCGGUUAAUUACUGUUUAUUGUGAGCAAGCAAACUGCGAAAUAUUUAUUUGUGAUGCACUUUGUUAGGCAAAAAUAUCAAAAAGAAAAUAUCUUUAGGAAAACUCAUUUAAUUCAUUUAGCUUUAAACAUGAACAGAGACCUAGUGUCUUUGGUAAGGCCCACUGGUAAAGCUGUUUAUGAGCGCCUACUGAUUAGUGCUUAAAUUCACAAAUUAGUAAUAAACUCACCUCAGUGUUAGGCUUAUUUUCCUCUAGGCUCCGCCUUUUGAGGAACUGUAGGGUUCUAGAACUCGGCUGAAAGAGCAGUACAACAGAAGCCGUCUGAUUGCCAGUUAACAUUAAUGAACAAUUCCCAAUAAUUACCAAUUCCCUUUAAUUACCAAUUACAAUUAAUUACCGAUUAUUUAUCAUUUUAAAUGGCUGCUAAUUUUCAAUUCACAAUAAUUACCAAUAAUUGUAGAAUUCCAAUCAUUACAGACAGCCAGUAUCUGGGAAUUAUCAAUUACCCAUAAGUACCCAUUUCCAAUAAUUACAGAAUUCCAGUCAAUACAGAUACCUAAUAUCUGCUCAUUACCAAUAACUACGGAUUCCCAAUAAUUACCCAUUUCCAAUAAUUACCCAUUUCCAAUAAUUACCCAUUUCCAAUAAUUACCAGUUUCCAAUAAUUACAGAUUCCCAAUAAUUACCCAUUUCCAGUAAUUACAGAUUUCCAAUAAUUACAGAUUUCCAAUAAUUACCAGUUUCCAAUAAUUACAGAUUUCCAAUAAUUACCAGUUUCCAAUAAUUACAGAUUCCCAAUAAUUACCAGUUUCCAAUAAUUACCCAUUUCCAAUAAUUACCAGAUUCCAAUAAUUACAGAUUCCCAAUAAUUACCCAUUUCCAAUAAUUACCCAUUUCCAAUAAUUACCAGUUUCCAAUAAUUACAGAUUCCCAAUAAUUACCCAUUUCCAAUAAUUACAGAUUUCCAAUAAUUACAGAUUCCCAAUAAUUACCCGUUUCCAAUAAUUACCAGUUUCCAAUAAUUACAGAUUCCCAAUAAUUACCCAUUUCCAAUAAUUACCCAUUUCCAAUAAUUACAGAUUCCCAAUAAUUACAGAUUCCCAAUAAUUACCAAUUUCUAAUAACUACAAUUUCCCAAUAAUUACCAGUUACCGAUGUGCAUCAAUUUCCAAUAAUUACUGAUUCCCGAUCAUUACAGAUAGACACUAAUUAGCAACAUGCCCUAAUUAGAAACUUCAGCUGAAUUUUUAUUUUUUUAGAACACCAACCACCGUUUUGAACAGUCACUAAUUACUGAAUAAACAUGUACGUGCUAAUAGUUUUUAAUUCUCCGUCCUAGACCUUGACGUUUAAGUUUGUCCAAAGUGUCUGUGACAAAUAUCAUCAGCGAGUGCUGUGGCGUUUGUUCAGCUUUUGUAAAGGCCAGACUGAUAUUAAGGGGAAACACUGCACACAUGCUCAAAGCCGAAGCUUGUGUUUCUCACAAGGCUUUACAUGUCAGAGCGACUGAUCAAUUGUGAAAAGGGGGGAGGGGAGGUGGGGGGGGGGUGGGCGUAUGGACAAAUACAAAAGAAAGGCCAGCCUGAACAAGUGCUGAACUGUUCUCCGAAAUGGCCUGAAAUACUUGAAGGAGGCGCGCAGGUAUACGGAACUCGUCACUGCCCCCUGUGUGUGUGUAGGAGACACUCCAGCGUCGCACUGUUAGAUUUUAUUCUAUUUUAUUUAAUCCUCUCCGUCCCUCCUAUCUCCUGUUCAUCGCGGGACCAACGUUCCCAGGAAGGAACUUUAUUAAAGCGCCAGAGGAAAGAAAAAACAAACAAAACCCAAGGUCAGAAACUCUUCAACCCUGCGUGUGGAGGAUUUUCUAUUCAGACUGCCUGUGCUGCAUUUACGUGUACAUAUGAAUUUUAAAUAGAAGUAAAUGUGUUGCAGCGUACCCACAACAGCACAUGCACAGUCAUUUUCCUGGCCUUCGCUGUUUUGUGGCCUGCUUUUAGCAAACAACGAGAACACAUUCUGAUCCUCACUACAGGCUACACACUCCCAGAAUGAAGUCCUCCAAAAUUUCAAUAUCAUAUAUUGAAAUCACUUGGAAAUGACAUUAGCUAUUACAGAUGUGUUGGUUCAGUUCCUGCAGCUCAUCUCAAAACUCAUGUACAAUACUGUAUGCUAAAAAAUCACCUGACACCCCACCCCCCCCCCCUUUCACUCUUGGAUUCUUCAUUUGCCUGCAGAAUUGUACGCGUCAAAUAUUUCUUUCCUGAGUGAAAGUGCACUACGCUAGCCUGUAUACUGAAAAAACCAGAUGUGACGACACUGUACAAUUGUUCAUGAGGGGGGUUUUUUUUGUUCGUUUAUUUUUUAUACAAAAUAAUGUGAUUUUUU
Ictalurus punctatus (channel catfish) is the source of this 5075-nucleotide messenger RNA. It is a transcript of the gene mgat5, whose product is annotated as alpha-1,6-mannosylglycoprotein 6-beta-N-acetylglucosaminyltransferase. The coding region runs from base 333 to 2564 and encodes 743 amino acids. Gene Ontology annotation, cellular component: Golgi apparatus. The record is from RefSeq and is a predicted model, not a curated record. Gene Ontology annotation, molecular function: alpha-1,6-mannosylglycoprotein 6-beta-N-acetylglucosaminyltransferase activity. The transcript is spliced from 17 exons. Gene Ontology annotation, biological process: protein N-linked glycosylation. Lineage: Eukaryota; Metazoa; Chordata; Actinopteri; Siluriformes; Ictaluridae.